Molecule: messenger RNA, 3091 nt
Organism: Zonotrichia albicollis (white-throated sparrow)
Lineage: Eukaryota; Metazoa; Chordata; Aves; Passeriformes; Passerellidae
Source: RefSeq, a predicted model, not a curated record
AAAGCAGCAGGUCAGGUACCUGGCACAGUAUUUGAGGGCUGCUCCUCUGCCUCAUCUUUGCUUGUCUCUUGCACUCAUAGAUCUACUAAUUGUGGGACUGAGAGUGUGCUGAAGUCAGGGGAAAACUCUCCUUUCUUUGCACAGAGCUGUAACUGGUAGAGGAGACCAAGCACAAAGGACAUUGCAUUUCAGUGGCAUGAAGGACAGAGCUGACUUGAAAACAGGUGACUGAUUCCUUAGAUGUACACCUGAUUCCUUCCCCUCACCAUCUGAUAAAACAUCAUUUAUCAUGAGAACAUUUCUUAAAUCCUGGAUUCCUCAGUGUUUGUGGAUUCUCAGGUCACCUUCCAGAACAUUCCAUGGAAACAACAGGCUUCUUACAUUUCAGAUUACUUCCCAUUAUGAAUCUGUAAAUCAGGGUAAAAAGGAAGUGCCAGAAUAUUUCAACUUUGCAAGUGAUGUCUUGGAUGAGUGGGCACGACUGGAAAAGGAUGGCAGAAAACCAGCAAAUCCAGCUUUUUGGUGGGUCAAUGAUAAAGGAGAGGAGGUGAAGUGGAGCUUUGAGGAGUUUGGCUCUCUGUCCAAGAAGGCAGCCAAUGUCCUUUCUGAGGCCUGUGGUUUGGGGAGAGGAGACAGAAUUGUGGCAAUUCUGCCUCGUGUUCCUGAGUGGUGGCUCCUGAACGAAUUGUCCUUAUUCCAGGAACAUCCCAACUAACUGCCAAAGACAUCUUAUACCGACUCCAGGCUUCAAAGGCCAAGUGCAUUGUUACCAAUGAUGCCCUGGCACCUACAGUGGAAUCUGUCCUGUCUGACACCCAGUUCCUGAAAACCAAACUCAUUGUAGGCCAGGGGAGCAGGGAUGGGUGGCUGAACUUCAAAGAACUCCUUGCGGUUGCAUCUGCUGACCAUCAGUGUGUCAAGACAAGAAGUCAAGACCCAAUGCUGAUCUAUUUUACCAGCGGAACUACAGGCUUCCCAAAAAUGGUGCUGCAUUCCUACUGCAGUUACGGCAUUGGAUUUGUAACCACUGGCAGGCAUUGGUUGAAAUUGACUCCUUCAGAUAUAAUGUGGAAUACCUCUGACACUGGCUGGGUAAAAGCAGCUUGGAGCAGUGUUUUUGCACCAUGGAUCUGCGGAUCUUGUGUCUUCAUACACAAUAUGCCACAGUUUAAACCAGAAGUUAUUGCAGAGACUCUCUCAAGAUAUCCCAUCACCACCUUCUGCACAGCUCCCACUGCCUUCCUCAUGCUGGUCAAACAUGAUGUGAGCAGGUACAAGUUCCCAAGUCUGAAGCACUGUGUAACUGGAGGGGAAGCUCUCAAUCCUGAAGUGUUUUCCCAGUGGAAAGCCCAGACAGGGGUGGAUAUCCAUGAAGGAUAUGGCCAGACCGAAACAGUGACAAUCUGUGCCAAUAUGAAAGGAAUGAAAAUUAAACCUGGCUCUUUGGGAAAAGCUGUUCCCCCUUAUGAUGUGCAGAUCGUAGAUGAGCAAGGGGCUGUGGUGCCUCAAGGAGAAGAGGGCACCAUUGCUGUCCGGGUGAAGCCCAAGCGUCCCUUCUGUCUGUUCUCCGAGUACUUGGAUAAUCCAGAGAAAACUGCUGCCUCUGUGCGAGGAGAUUUUUAUCUCACCGGGGACAGAGGUGUUAUGGACAAAGAGGGAUAUAUCUGGUUUGUUGGAAGAGCUGAUGAUAUCAUUAACUCUGCUGGGUACCGCAUUGGCCCCUUUGAGGUGGAGAGUGCAUUGAUAGAGCACCCAGCAGUGGUGGAGGCGGCUGUGGUCAGCAGUCCCGACCCAGUGCGAGGGGAGGUGGUCAAAGCUUUCGUUGUUUUAGCUCCUGCUUUUGUAUCACAUGAUCCAGAAAAAUUAAUUCAUGAGCUUCAACAACAUGUCAAGAAGGUGACUGCACCAUACAAGUAUCCAAGGAAGGUGGAGUUUGUUAAGGAGCUGCCAAAGACAGUCACUGGGAAAAUCCAGAGAAAGGUUCUAAAGAACAAAGAGUGGGCAAAGGUGUAAAAAGAGCAAGAGUGAUCUGGAAAAUGUGGAGAGAAACUCUCCAUCAUGUGUGCCAGCAAUAAUACAAGACACAGAGCGGGUUGUCAUGACCCAGAGAAGAACAAGAACAUCAGGGGAAAAAAACUGUGGAAGAAAAAGGAGAAAACAUUCUUGAGGAUAUGUGGUAUUGGAACCAUUUUGCCAUCAACCUACAAACUUUCAAAAGGAAGGAAAUGCAAGUGAUUCAAACUGUGGAAUGGGAGAAAGACUCAGGUGCAUACAGAGGUCUAAUUUUUUUUACUACAGUUUGUAUAAACAUUUUCCUUAAAAAAAAAAAUGGGUGAAACUACAUUGCUUUGAGAAUUACAAAUAAAUGAGAAAUUAAUACGAAGGUAUGUUUGUCCUGAGGUGGGUAUCAGCAAAUAAUUAACAUCCAAAACCUACCACUGUAACAAUCUCAAACUCUUUCAGUGCUAAAGGGAAAAUGCAUCUCUUUAUAAUUCCUCUUCAUCAUGAUGAAUUUGUGAUGUACUUAAAUGGUUAAAGUUGAGGCAAAAGAAGACCCAAAAUGCUUUAGGUUAACGUGCAAAUGACGCACAAUUAACAAUGGUGUAAAUGAUUACAAGAAAAAAAGUUACUCCACAGAAAGAAUUCUGCUGCUUGGUCUGUUUUGUGCCACAUUCUGUUCUCAUUACUCCAGAAGAGGUGAGCAAUAAAGUCAGAGGGGUUUCACUCCAAAACCUUUAUGAAGGAGUUUCCAGGUUUCACAUCUCCAGGGAACAGCUGAUCUUACAGUGCCUCUUAUGGGAAACAUGUCCUAACAGGUGAGUGAAAUAAAUGAAGAGGAUAUCCCCCUGCAGCUCCUGAUCUAUCCUGUCCACAGCAGAAAGGUGAGGAAAAUGUUAUUUAUCUGCACUCUUUGUGUUGGUGAUCACUGAGCAAAGCAAAUGUUAUUAAAUCAGGAAUAAUCAUUUUUGAGUCUCACUCCUCAUUCUGAGAGCUUUGCCAUUACUGAAUCUUUUCCUCAGUUUCCUGUAUUCAUUUUCACCUCUACAUUUGCAGAUGAGAAAGUGCUAAAAAUUUGAAGGUUCUCAUAGAA